This is a messenger RNA of Lutzomyia longipalpis, 1249 nucleotides long. Its product is annotated as proline-rich protein PRCC. Lineage: Eukaryota; Metazoa; Arthropoda; Insecta; Diptera; Psychodidae. The coding region runs from base 1 to 1188 and encodes 395 amino acids. The record is from RefSeq and is a predicted model, not a curated record. The transcript has a single exon. Gene Ontology annotation, cellular component: nucleus.
AUGGCUCUGGUUGCGUAUGAGUUCAGUACUGAUGAAGAGGACAAUGGACCUGAGGAAGAUGAAGAAGCUGUCCAGGUGUUACCCAAGAAAAAGGAAAUUCCCAACGGAAUACCAGCGAAGGAGCAAAAUCAACAAAAUAAACCCAAUCCUGAAGUUCCAGGAAGCUCAAAAGACGUGGAAAAUGGUCAGGAAAUAAGCGAUGAAGAUGAUGAAGCUCCCAGAUCUUCGUCCAGCAGAGAAUCUGAUCUUCAAUUCAAUUUACCAGCUCCAAGUAGAACGACAAAGCUUCCAAUUCCCGAGGAGGAUGAUGAAUUCCUGCGCAUUAAAGCUACUCCAACGGAGAAGCCUCCACCAAAACGGGGCCCCGUGAAGAUAACAAUCCCCUCCUUGUCGCAAUUUAAGGAUCUCGAUGAUACGGAAGCUCCUGUGAAGAAACCCGCAAAGAAGAACACAGGAUGUGGUCUUCUGGACAUCCUCCCUAAGCCUCUGUCAGAGACACUCUUCCAGACAAGCAAAAAUCCAACUCCAGAGAGUAGGAAGAAGCAAACCCUCGUCCCGGAUUCCGUAAUGAAUCGUCACACAAAGCCGAAAAUCCCGCCAAAAGCUGCAAAAGCACCAAAAGCCCAGCAAGUGCAGGAUAAUGACGAUGAGAGUGACGGAAGUGAUGCUGGGGAUGAUUUCUUCAGGCUCAACACAACUGAGGAACUUCCGGAAGUGAGUAAGAACGAACUGAAUGUCCUCAUUGCCAAGAAGGCAGCACAGAUUGCAGCAACAAGUUCGAGAUUUGAGAAGGAAGCUGAAAUUCCCGUGGAAACGAUGCAGGAAGAGCAAGAAAUGAGCGGGAUGGUGGACAGGGAAGGGGCAAUGCUCGAUGAGGAGGCUCUGGAGAAGCUGUGUGGUGGAAGGCGAGCCAAACGUGCCAGGCGAGAGGAAAUAAAUAUCGUUGACAUCAGUGGGGAACAAGUUCUGCCCAAUCAGGAGGAAUGGAUGCGCUCUGCCCUGGCGAAUUCAACGGAAAUGCCAAAAGGGAAACCCGCAGCUGGGGCUGAAGCUGGUGGGAUGAGCAAGAGGAAGCAUCAGAUCACGUACCUAGCGCACCAAGCGAAGGCCAAUGAACAAGAACUUCAAGCUAUGUGGGCGGCUAAUCGGCAAACAAGGAGACAGACGCAGAGCAAGUAUGGAUUUUAGAGAGCCGGAGGUAAGAAGUUUUCGUUGUUUUCUCAAUAAAUUCAUUAAGGAUCAAGAAUUA